Molecule: messenger RNA, 192 nt
Organism: Botrytis porri
Lineage: Eukaryota; Fungi; Ascomycota; Leotiomycetes; Helotiales; Sclerotiniaceae
Exons: 2
Coding region: 1-192 (63 amino acids)
Source: RefSeq, a predicted model, not a curated record
AUGAAGUCAAUGAAACCAAUGAAACCAACGACCAGUCCAGUCUCCCACCAAGCGAACGAACUUUUACUUCGAGCUCACUCACGACUCAUUAGGACACUUCGUAUCAUGAUUGGCUCACAUACCAUCGGAAAUCGGAGAGAUCUUGAGAAUCUUUUCUUUGGAUGUUGGGAAACUAUUGGAAGUUGGGGCUGA